Messenger RNA from Striga asiatica, 768 nucleotides. The record is from the annotation of a GenBank genome assembly. NCBI's taxonomy places the organism in Eukaryota, Viridiplantae, Streptophyta, Magnoliopsida, Lamiales, Orobanchaceae.
AUGGUCACCCAAUUAUUCCUACUAUCCCUUUCAGUAUUCUCCUUGCUGUUUUCUUGCUCAUCUCUCUUCUCGUCACCUUUCUUAUUAUACUCCCAAAAUCUUCAUUACAAUUUUAUUUCUCCAAACACACUCCAGAUUUUGAGCCUUAUUGCCACCAGCAAAAACUGCGUUUUCCUCAUUUGCAAUACGCUCUUUUUCCUCGUGGCCAAAACGUCAGCCUCUGCUGUCAUCACUUGUUCUCCUCACGAGGGAGAUGAUGACGUCAUCAGAAUAGAGCCCGAGCUUUUGCCCGUUUUGGACAAAGACAUGAUAGUGUACGAAAGUCGGGCAAAAGAAAUCGAAACUAAUAUUGAAGAGGAGAAUUAUAUUAUUGAAGAAAAUGAUGGGGGGAAAGAACUCGCUUGCCCGACCCAAGUUUCGAUUUUUAUUGCAGAUAGUGAUGAAGAAGAAGAAGAAGAAGAAGAAGCUAAAAGAGAAGACUUAAUCGAAAAUGACGAAAGUGGGUUCACUGAGAGAUGCUGUCUUUUUUACAAUGAUGACAAUGAAGAUCAAGAAGAUGAUGAUGAUGAUGAUGAUGUUUUGAGUGCAGAAGAAUUGAAUCAGAAGUUCGAGGAUUUCAUAAGGAGGAUGAAGAAGGAGAUUAGGCUUAGUGAGGCUGAAAAUCAUCAACUGGGCGAGCCGCAAGACGGCAGAUUAGAUGUCGCAAAUCAUUCUUUCUCUUCUGUUUCGUUCUUGUCAUGGUAUCAGAGACAAUAUUUUUUUCGUUAG